UACGCUCUUCCUUUUUCUCUCUCUCUCUCUCUCCAUCUGCGUAAGAUGGGAAACUGUUUCUCUGUCUCCAUUCCAUGUGAUCAAUGCAUGAGCAACAUCUUUAAUACGGUAGACGUCAACGAGGGUUAUAUUCGUAAUCUCCCCGAGAAUCUUGCGUCUCUGCAGACAACAAUAGAAGAGCUCAAGGCAAGACGAGAUGACUUCUUAAGAAGGAUCACAAGGGAGGAGAAUAGAGGUCUGCAGAGGCUAGCCGAAAUUCAGGUAUGGCUUGAUAGAGUUGAGGCUAUCGAAAACAGAGUCAACGAUGUUCUCAGUGCUAGGAAUGCUGAGCUUCAAAGCUUGUGUGUUUGUGGGUAUUGCUCUAAGACAUUAAGACAAAGCUAUCGUUAUGGAAAAAGUGUUGUCUUGAUUUUGAGGGAGGUUGAGACUCUCAAACGUAGUGGCCAUUUCGAAGUGAUUGCCGAGCAACCUCAAGUACCUAUGGUGGAGGAAAAACCUACUCAACCAAUGAUUAUUGGUCGAGAAAGAACAUUUGAAAAGGCAUGGAAUCAUCUUAUGAAAGAUGAAGUUGGUAUUAUGGGUCUCCAUGGUAUGGGUGGAGUAGGAAAAACAACUCUUCUCAAACAGCUCAACAACAGGUUUAGUGAUGAAAGGCAUGGCUUUGAGUUUGUGAUUUGGGUUGUUGUGUCUAAAGAGUUAGAGAUAGACAAGAUUAUAGAUGAAAUCGCUGAGAAAGUUCGUCUUGGUGGAGAGGAGUGGAAACAAAAAGAGAAGAGACAGAAGGCUGAUGUUUUAUACAAUUUCUUAAGGAAAAGGAGAUUUGUCUUGUUUCUGGAUGAUCUAUGGGAGAAGGUGGAUUUAGCUGAGAUUGGAAUCCCGAUUCCAACUACUCAAAAUCGAUGCAAAGUAGCAUUCACCACUCGUUCCCAGGAAGUUUGUGCGCGCAUGGGGGUUGAAAACCCAAUGGAAAUCAAAUGCUUGGAGGAAAAUGACGCAUUUGGUUUCUUCCAAAAGAAGGUUGGACAAACAACACUAGGAAGCGAUCCGGAGAUCCCAAAACUUGCACGAGUAGUUGCUAGAAAAUGUCGUGGCUUGCCAUUGGCGCUUGAUGUCGUAGGCGAGACAAUGUCAUGCAAAAGGACGAAGCAGGAAUGGCUUCAUGCGAUAGAUGUUUUGACUUCAUAUGCCACAGAGUUUUCUGGCAUGGAAGAUAAGAUCCUUCCGCUUUUAAAGUAUAGCUACGAUAAUCUCAAGGCUAACCAUGUCAAAUCGUGUUUUCUAUACUGCGCUUUAUUUCCAGAAGAUUAUAAGAUACCUAAAGAAAAAUUGAUAGGCUACUGGAUAUCCGAAGGGAUAAUCGAUGGAAGUAAAGGUAUAGAAAGGGCGGAGAACAUGGGUUAUGAGAUCAUCGGUAGUCUUGUUCGUGCAUCAUUGUUGAUGGAGGAUGUUGAUUGGCACGCAAUGGAUAUUGUAUAUAUGCAUGAUGUCGUUCAUGAAAUGGCCUUGUGGAUCGCAUCUUACCAACAAAAAGAUGCUUUCGUUGUGCAUCCAUUGUUCUAUGGAAUGCCAAAGGUUAAGAACUGGAGCGCUGUGAGAAGGAUGUCAUUGAUGGGUAAUAAGGCUCAGAGUUUCUUUGGCAGUCCUGAAUGUCCACAACUCACAACUUUGCUCCUGCAACAAGGGAAGUUAGCAAAGUUCCCGAGUGGGUUCUUCAAGUUGAUGCCAAGCCUACUUGUAUUGGAUCUUUCAGAUAAUCCAAAGCUCUCUGAAGCACCGGAUGGAAUAUCGAAGGUAGGUUCAUUGAAAUAUCUCAACUUGUCCUAUACUCCUAUAAGUGAUUUGCCUAAGGAUCUACAAGAGUUUGAAAAGCUUAUUCACUUGGAUAUAUCGGAAACACGACAACUUUUGAGUAUCUCUGGGAUAUCAAGUCUAUAUAAUUUGAAAGUGUUGAACUUAUAUCGUUCCGGGUUUUCAUGGGAUCUCGAUACAGUGGAGGAGUUGGAGGCCUUGGAACAUUUAGAGGUUCUAACGGCAUCAGUCAGUGUUCGUCCGCGCGUGGAGCAAUUUCUGAGCUCUCAAAAACUGACUAGUUGUACAAGAUCGCUAGACAUCUGGAAUACCAAUCAAGAACCAUACGAAAUAGCACUUCCGGUAACUAUGGAGAAGCUUCGUGUUUUCUGCAUUGAAAGCUGCACUAUAUCUGAGAUAAAAAUGGGAAGGAUAUGCACGAAAAGCAAGACGGUUUCUCCUCUGCACAACCCGACUACUCCAUGCUUCUCCAGUCUAUCCAAAGUGUAUAUAUUGGCUUGUAACUGCUUGAGGGAAUUGACGUUGCUGAUGUUCGCUCCAUCUCUUAAAAGUCUUGUUGUUAGAUAUGCAAACAAACUUGAAGAUGUAAUAAACAAUGAGAAAGCUUGUGAAGGUGAAAAGUCAGGGAUAGUUCCUUUUCCAAACCUGAAUCGUCUUGUGUUGGAUAGUCUGCCGAAGCUGAAGAAUAUCCACUGGAGUCCUCUGCCCUUUCCAUGCCUAAUGAGAAUCGAUGUAUUCCGAUGUCCAAAUCUGAGAAAGCUUCCACUCGAUUCAAGAAGUGGCAUGCACGGUGAAAAUGCAUUCACAUUAAGAUACACUGAGAAGGAAUGGAUCGAUGGUGUGGAAUGGGAGGACGAAGCUACCAAAACCCGCUUCUUACUUUCAACACUACAGAUUGAUUACAGCCACAAGUUCUCUCUCAGGUAUCGAGUUCGAAGUUGAAAUGCUAUUUGGGUUUCUUCUAAAAGGAAACUCUCUCUCUCUCUGAAGUUUCUCUCUAUGUGUGUUGCUUUCCAUGAGUUAUUUUUCUGAUUUGCAUCAACAUUUAUAAUAUGGUUUGUGGUUGACUGGAAUGUCUAUAUUACGCUAACUGUAUUUUCUACCUUAAAGAACUUCUCAAAUGUGUUCACCGAAGAGAAGUCUUGGUAAGCUUAACAUUUCUUUUCA
This is a messenger RNA of Brassica oleracea var. oleracea, 2976 nucleotides long. Its product is annotated as putative disease resistance protein At1g63350. The transcript is spliced from 2 exons. Bases 46 to 2751 code for a protein of 901 amino acids. The record is from RefSeq and is a predicted model, not a curated record. Lineage: Eukaryota; Viridiplantae; Streptophyta; Magnoliopsida; Brassicales; Brassicaceae. Gene Ontology annotation, molecular function: protein binding; ADP binding.